AUGAAAAAAUUAAUUGAACAAUUUCAGGAUUAUGCUUGCAUUGAUGUUAUUUACGAUUUUGACAGAACAGUUCAAAUAAAAUCAUUUACUGAACGACAUUCAAACAAAAUGACAACGAAACAAACGUAUGAACUCACAGAAUUAUCGGAGCUACCUAGCGGAUAUGAUUAUGACCAAUUUAUUUCUAUCAAUCGAGCUGCUAUAGCAAUAUUAAUUCGAAAUUGUUGGUUAAAAAUGGUACAACAAAUACCUAAGAAUAAAAUUUUCAUAGUUGCUGGUCCAGAUACAAAGACCUUUCAACUAACAAAUAAUAACGUGAUUGAAUCAACUGACUUGGCUUGUAAUCAGUCUGAAGCAGAUACUCGAAUGUUUGUUCAUGUUAAUCAUAUAUCGCAUAACAGUAAAUAUGCUCAAAUUGUGUUGAAAGUCACGGAUAUAGAUAUCGUAGUUUUAGCCGUUGGCUAUGCGAAUCAGUUUCAAAAUGAAUUAAUUGUUAAUUCUUCUCCCUCACCAACAAAUCAAAAGUUUAUUAAUUGUUCAAAACUAUCAAAUGAAUGUCGUACUCGUCAUAAGAUUAAGCCAAAAUUAUUCAUUCUACACGCAUUGAGCGGCUGUGAUAGCACGUCGUUCAUUCGUAAUGUUAGUAAAAAAAAACAUUUGAAACAUUUAUGA
Molecule: messenger RNA, 672 nt
Organism: Didymodactylos carnosus
Lineage: Eukaryota; Metazoa; Rotifera; Eurotatoria; Philodinida; Philodinidae
Source: the annotation of a GenBank genome assembly